Molecule: messenger RNA, 3325 nt
Organism: Acomys russatus (golden spiny mouse)
Lineage: Eukaryota; Metazoa; Chordata; Mammalia; Rodentia; Muridae
Gene: Dis3l2
Product: DIS3 like 3'-5' exoribonuclease 2
Exons: 22
Coding region: 230-2896 (888 amino acids)
Biological process (GO): miRNA catabolic process
Cellular component (GO): exosome (RNase complex); P-body
Molecular function (GO): 3'-5'-RNA exonuclease activity; RNA binding
Source: RefSeq, a predicted model, not a curated record
CCCACUCGCCCUGCGCUUCACUCUUGGCCCGACGCGGCCACCGUCGCUCUCUGGAACGCUCGCUCGUGACCCGGAAGCGCAUUCUCCCUAGCAACUACGGGUCUGCGGCGGCGCCGGCCUCCGGGGAGCGACGCUCGUGACAACUGAGCUGCUCAAGGCAGGAAGAACUGUGAGCUGAAUAGUAGUGAGUCCCUGGAUCUGGAGAGAAGAGGCCACCUUGGAACCAGUAAUGAACCACUCUGACUACAAGCUGAACUUUCGGCCUCCAGGAACCCCCAGAGGUGUGUCCUCUGUGGUUGGCCCGCAUGCUGUUGGUGCUUCGCCAGGUGACAAAAAGUCAAAGAACAAGUCCAUGCGAGGGAAGAAAAAGAGCAUAUUUGAAACCUACAUGUCCAAGGAGGAUGUUUCAGAAGGCUUGAAGAGAGGAACGCUUAUCCAGGGUGUAUUGAGAAUCAAUCCAAAGAAAUUUCAUGAAGCCUUCAUUCCUUCUCCGGAUGGCGAUCGGGACAUUUUUAUUGAUGGAGUUGUUGCUCGUAAUAGAGCCUUAAAUGGGGACCUUGUGGCUGUAAAACUGCUUCCUGAGGACCAGUGGAAGCCAAGGAUAACCUUGUCUCUGCCUGGAGUGCUGGGAUUACAGGCAAUUAAACCAGAGAGCAAUGACAAAGAAACAGAAGCUACUUAUGAAACUGAUGUCCCUGAGUGCUGUGGACACCAACUCCUGCAGCAGUUCCCAAAAGGCUGUAAUAGUCCUGAUGUCAUUAUAGAGGCUCAGUUUGAUGACAGCGACUCAGAAGAUAGACAUGGCAACACCAGUGGACUGGUUGAUGGUGUUAAGCAAUUGUCAGUCCAUACUCCUGAGAAAGGAAAAGAAGAUUCUAGUGCUUCAGUUAUGAAAGAUGAGAACACCCUCACGCCACAGGACACAAGAGCCUCAUCAGAGAAGUCACUCCAGAAAUCAGCAAAGGUGGUUUACAUUUUGGAGAAGAAGCAUUCUCGAGCAGCAACCGGUGUCCUCAAACUCUUGGCGGAUAAGAAUAGUGACUUGUUUAAGAAAUACGCCCUGUUUUCUCCUUCAGACCACCGAGUGCCUAGACUUUACGUACCUCUCAAGGACUGUCCCCAGGACUUCGUGACUCGACCUAAAGAUUAUGCCAACACGCUGUUCAUCUGCCGCAUCAUAGAUUGGAAGGAGGACUGUAAUUUUGCCCUGGGGCAGCUGGCUAAGAGUCUUGGGCAAGCUGGUGAAAUCGAACCUGAGACGGAAGGGAUCCUGACAGAAUACGGUGUGGACUUCUCUGACUUCUCUUCAGAAGUUCUUGAAUGUCUCCCUCAAAGCCUGCCCUGGACAAUCCCACCUGAUGAGGUGGCCAAGAGAAGAGACCUGAGAAAAGACUGUAUCUUCACCAUUGACCCAUCAACUGCUCGAGACCUCGAUGAUGCCCUCUCCUGCAGGCCGCUCGCUGACGGCACCUUUGAAGUGGGCGUCCACAUUGCUGACGUGAGUUACUUUGUUCCUGAGGGAUCCUCUCUGGAUCAGGUGGCCGCUGAGAGAGCCACAAGUGUCUACUUGGUUCAGAAGGUGGUCCCCAUGCUUCCCAGGCUCCUGUGUGAGGAACUGUGCAGCCUCAACCCCAUGACGGACAAGCUGACCUUCUCUGUGAUCUGGAAGCUGAGCCCUGAAGGCAAGAUCCUUGAGGAGUGGUUUGGCCGCACAAUCAUCCGUUCCUGCACCAAACUGAGCUACGACCAUGCCCAGAGCAUGAUUGAAAAUCCGACAGAGAAGAUCUCCAAGGAGGAGCUGCCCCCCAUUUCUCCAGAACAUAGCAGCGAGGAGGUGCAACAGGCAGUCCUGAAUCUGCACAGCAUUGCAAAGCAACUCCGCCAGCAGCGCUUUGUGGAUGGUGCACUUCGUUUAGAUCAGUUAAAGCUUGCUUUUACUCUGGACCAUGAGACUGGAUUGCCUCAAGGAUGUCAUAUCUAUGAGUACCGAGACAGCAACAAGCUUGUAGAGGAGUUCAUGCUCCUAGCCAACAUGGCGGUGGCCCACAGGAUCUUCCGCACUUUCCCGGAUCUUGCCCUGCUUCGUCGGCAUCCCCCACCACAAGCAAAGAUGCUCAGUGACCUGGUGGAGUUCUGUGACCAGAUGGGGCUUCCCAUGGAUGUCAGCUCUGCAGGGGCCCUCAAUAAAAGCCUGACCAAAACAUUUGGAGAUGACAAGUAUUCUCUGGCCCGGAAAGAGGUGCUCACCAACAUGUACUCCCGACCCAUGCAGAUGGCGCUGUACUUCUGCUCUGGGGUGCUGCAGGACCAGGCGCAGUUCCGGCAUUAUGCUCUCAACGUUCCCCUCUACACACACUUUACCUCUCCCAUCCGCCGCUUCGCUGAUGUCAUAGUACACCGCCUCCUGGCUGCUGCUCUGGGCUACAGUAGGCAGCCAGAUGUGGAGCCUGAUACCCUACAGAAACAAGCUGACCACUGCAAUGACCGCCGCAUGGCUUCCAAGCGUGUUCAGGAGCUAAGCAUCGGCCUCUUCUUCGCUGUUCUAGUGAAGGAGAGUGGACCCCUGGAGUCUGAAGCCAUGGUGAUGGGUGUCCUGAACCAAGCCUUUGAUGUGCUGGUGCUGCGCUUUGGGGUGCAAAAGCGCAUCUACUGCAACGCACUGGCCCUGCGAUCCUACCACUUCCAGAAGGUGGGGAAGAAGCCAGAGCUCACUCUCACCUGGGAGCCUGAUGACCUUGAAGCGGAGCCAACACAGCAGGUCAUCACCAUCUUCACCCUGGUGGAUGUGGUCCUGCAGGCAGAGGCCACAGCCCUCAAGUACAGUGCUGUCCUGAAGCGGCCGGGCCCUGAGCGUUCCCUGGGCCUGGAGGAGUCUGAUGAGGAGCCUGAGGACUGAAAUCUAGCCCACGCCAGGCCUGUGCCUGCCCUGCCCUGCUGGCUUUUAGGAAUUGGACCUUUUAACACCAAAGGGGGUUUUUUAUUUGGUUUUUAACAACUCAGGGGUUUGUUUUUAUUUUUUAUUUUUUUAAUUUUAUUUUACUUUUGCAGCUCAGUUUUUAAAUGAACUGGAAGAUUGGGGGUCAGGGGAGGGAAUGCUGAGGCCUGGCCAGUGCUUCCCUGAGCAGAGAGGAUCCUAGUCCUCCUGGGCAGGCAGCCCCACUUCUCCCAGGCCACCCAUUGCCCUUCCCUGCCCAGGAAAUAGGGGGUUUCAGCAAAUCAUUGUCAUGGAAUAAAAUCAAGUGUGAAUUGCUGUCUGUGUCAAUGCCAUGGGGAAGCAUGGCAGCAGGGUGGCCUGUGCACCAAGGGCAAGGGGCUCCCUAGGGUC